Diorhabda carinulata is the source of this 1566-nucleotide messenger RNA. RefSeq lists its product as uncharacterized. The transcript has a single exon. The record is from RefSeq and is a predicted model, not a curated record. The coding region runs from base 1 to 1566 and encodes 521 amino acids. Lineage: Eukaryota; Metazoa; Arthropoda; Insecta; Coleoptera; Chrysomelidae.
AUGUUGAACAGAAAUAGAACUGCCUCACAUUACAAACCUUGUGGAAAAUGUGGUGGAAUGUACUCAACAUUGUCACUCUCUUCUCAUUAUAGACGUUGUGAAUUGAACAGAUUGAAAGGUUCCAAAGACGUUCUCAAAAAUAGUAAGAAGAAGAGUAUACUAGCUACGAUAGCUUGUUCAGUAUUGAGAAAUGAAAUUUUACCAGUCCUCCGUGAUGAUGAAAUAACAAAGGCAAUUGUAUCUGAUGAUCUAACAAUUGCAUUCGGAAACCGAAUGUGUCAAAAAUAUAGAUCACCUCACCUUUAUAAAAUGAUCAGAGCAAGAUUGCGAUGUGUGGCAAAACUUUUUUUAAUACUGAAAAAGAAGACCCAUGUAUACAAAUUCGAGCAGUUUUUUGAUUCCGAGUAUUAUGACUGCAUAAUAAGUGCUAUCAAUGAAAUGUGUCAACUGAAUGAGGAAACAGGAAAAUAUAAAUCAGCAUCUACUGCUUUUGCUAUUGGAAGUUAUCUUAAAAAAAUUUCUUUUUACUUGUUGUCCGAGUUAAUAAAAAAUAAAAAUAAAGAGAAGCAGAAUGAUGUGAAAUACUUUUUGCAACUUCUACAGGAAGGAUUGCAACAUGAUGUUUACAAAACUGUCGAGGAAAAUCAGCAAGAACAGAAGAGGAGGAAGAUAAUUGAACUACCUAGCUCAGAUGAUAUACUAUUGUUGAGAAAUUACUUGAAUAGAAAAAGAAACUUUUAUAUGCAAUGUUUAAAAAAGGAAUAUUCAUACAACAAUUGGAAGAGAUUAAUGAGUGUUAUAUUGAUAUCCCUUCAGCUUUUCAACAGACGAAGAGCAGGAGAAAUGGAAAGGGUGAAAAUAGAAGAUUAUUUGAAGUACGAACGACUAAAAGAUGAUAACGAAAUGUUAGGAUGUAUGUCUGCAGAGGAGAAAAAGAGAAAAAAGGGUUAUAUACGAUUUCUCAUCAGAGGUAAACGUUGUAGGGGGGGUAACAGAGAGAAUUUUGAAGGUAUACAAAUGAUAUCAAAAUUUAGGAAGCAAACAAAUAUAUCCGAAAGAAAUCCAUAUUUAUUUGGUUUACCUGGAAAAGAUGACUUCAAUCAUCUUCUUGCAACUCGACUAUUGAACCAAUAUUCCAAGCUGUGUGGUGCCAAGAAACCUCACACCUUACGUGGGAUUGAACUGCGUAAGCAUAUUGCUACAAAAUGUGGCACAAUGAAUUUGGGAGAUGUCGAAUUAAAAGACGUUGCUGAUUACCUAGGGCAUAAUGAAAAAAUUCAUCUUGAUCAUUAUAGAUUGCCUAGCGCUACCAAAGAUAUAGUAAGGAUGUCAAAUAUACUUGAAUGUGCACAAGGAAGUAUCAAUGAAUCAUUAGAUGAAAUUGGGGAGAGAUAUUCUAUUUCCGAAAACAGUUGUAAUGGUAUAUUCGAGGAAUCCAAAAAUGAAGAUAAUUUCAAUAAUCCAACUUCAGGUAAAUUUAUAAGAUACAUAUCAUAUGUUUUAUAUUUUUCUUUUUCUUUGUAUAGAAGGCAUGCGAAAGAGUCACAAAAAAAUAUCCUGGACUAA